Triticum dicoccoides is the source of this 832-nucleotide messenger RNA. Its product is annotated as protein translation factor SUI1 homolog. Gene Ontology annotation, biological process: translational initiation. The record is from RefSeq and is a predicted model, not a curated record. The transcript is spliced from 5 exons. Gene Ontology annotation, molecular function: translation initiation factor activity. Lineage: Eukaryota; Viridiplantae; Streptophyta; Magnoliopsida; Poales; Poaceae. Bases 227 to 574 code for a protein of 115 amino acids.
AAAAGGGGGGCAAGAAACCCAGAGGCGUCCUCCUCCGCCCGUCUAUAAAUUCCCCGUCUUUAUAUAGGAGGCAUCCAACCCAAAGAGGAGGAAGAACACCAAGGACUCACUACCAGCGCCUCUCCGCGAUCCAAAUCCUCCCGGGAAAGUUCUUGGUUGAUCUCUUCCUCCUCGACCGCCUCCCAGGUUCUUGGUGUAGCUUUUGCCACUCUCACCAGGAGAUUUCAUGUCUGAUCUUGACGUUCAGAUCCCAACUGCCUUUGACCCCUUUGCCGAGGCGAAUGCUGGGGACGCUGGUGCAGCUGCCGGAUCAAAAGACUACGUUCAUGUACGCAUCCAGCAGCGUAAUGGUCGCAAGAGCCUGACCACUGUCCAGGGUCUGAAGAAGGAGUUCAGCUACAGCAAGAUCCUCAAAGACCUCAAGAAAGAGUUUUGCUGCAAUGGUACAGUUGUCCAGGACACAGAACUUGGACAGGUCAUUCAACUCCAGGGUGAUCAGAGGAAGAACGUCUCAAACUUCCUUGUCCAGGCCGGCAUUGUGAAGAAGGAACACAUCAAGAUUCAUGGUUUCUGACCAACUGCCAGCUACAUGCAAAGCAGCUAUAUAUUGGUGGUGCGGUAUAUUUAGUUGUGUGCUAGCGCUAGCAGGCGUCACCAGCUUGCGCGCUCCGAGUAUACAGAAAAUCUAGCAUAGCCCACCUCUCUGCGUGUAUGCUUGUUACCGUUGUGUUGAAACUUUGUAAGGAGCACCAUCGUUAGAUGGCUUGUUACCCUCUCCCAUCAAGGUUGGAUAAUAAUAUAUGCUUUCUGAAGCGUGGUAUCCUUCGUAUCA